Molecule: messenger RNA, 680 nt
Organism: Racocetra persica
Lineage: Eukaryota; Fungi; Glomeromycota; Glomeromycetes; Diversisporales; Gigasporaceae
Source: the annotation of a GenBank genome assembly
AAAAUCUUCUAGUUUCAGUUUACGUUGAUAAGGAGUCCAAAUUCUCGAAUCAGACAAUGAAUAUCGAUUAUGCCUUCGCAUUCAAUCAGUUUGUAAAAAAGCUUUACCCGAAUGCUGGUAAUUUUGAAGAGUUUAAUGCACAACCGAAUAAGGACAACCGCAUCCAAUAUUCUUUGAAUCUCACGAGCGAGAGUUUUCUGAAUCCCGAAUACAACAUUGAAAACAGCUACUACAGAAAUUUAAAGAUUAGCAUGAAUUAUAACAACAUCAACAUCUUAUUCAUCCUGGUUAAGGAUUACGAGCAUGUAUCUCAUAUAGAGCUUUUGACGGAUGUUACUAUCACCAUCGAUCCGAUCAAUGAUUUAUUAUUUAGAUACCAAUCGGAUAAGAUUCAAGAAUUUAGAACUAUCCUUCGAAGAUAUAAUCCACAAAAUAUUCUUAAAGUUUGUGAAAAGGACAGCGUUGUUACCAUUUACAAUAAAAAAUCUUUAAACUUUUAUUGCAAGCAACACCUUGAUGUAAAGAAUAUCAAGGUCCAAAAGAGGAUGAUUGAUAUCAGGAAAUAUCAGAUCAAGUUAACACAGGAGGAAAUCGACAAGUUAAUGUUUAAAUAUUUGAAUAAAGCUGUAAACGCAAGUGUUAAUCCAAAAAAAUUUUCAACGUUACAUUUAAGAAGAUAA